Dacryopinax primogenitus is the source of this 1215-nucleotide messenger RNA. RefSeq lists its product as uncharacterized. The coding region runs from base 139 to 1023 and encodes 294 amino acids. Lineage: Eukaryota; Fungi; Basidiomycota; Dacrymycetes; Dacrymycetales; Dacrymycetaceae. The transcript is spliced from 3 exons. The record is from RefSeq and is a predicted model, not a curated record.
CUAUGUUCAAAGAGACUUAAAAGCAUAAGGAAGCGGCUUCCGUUCCUUAUCCUUAUCGCGCUCUUCUCUGCGGUGUUCCUCUUUCCUGACACGCGUUCUGUGGAGCAGAACUUCUACGGACUGGAAGACGGGAAGAAGAUGGCUCGUGCUCUUAACUCGCACGACGAGUCUACACCACCCGUGAUACCCUCGUCCAGGCCGACCACACCCGACCUCUCGGACGACACAUCUGAUGAGGACGCAGACUCCCUCGGAACGGAGAGUGAUGUCCCCAAGGAGGGGGAAAGUGAUCAUUUGCUCCUCUUGCCCCAGUUGCGCAGGACGCAGGGGUAUGGAAACCUCCGUGCGCGCUCGAAGAGGGACGCACUGGCACUUCACUCUGACUCUGACUCGGGCUAUGUCGAGCUGGACGACGUGGUACGAUCUCCUGAUUGCCCACUUUCGCCUAUCCCAAAGGAAGAAACACGGUCCCUGCCUAUCCUAGAUGGGUCAUACUACCCGGAUAUCUUCCCCGUUACCGACACCUCCGAGGAUUUUGUCGACUCUUCCCCCUCUACACCUGACGACUUCCCUUUUACGUCCUUGGAUCCCAACCCCGCCCCUUCCUCCUACGACGACGACGACCCCGGCUCCCCGCUGCCCGACCUGCCAGACUACCCUCGCCCGGAAGACUUCGCCGCAGGAGAAGAAGGGCUGGUCUACAUCACUCUCCCCUGCCGGGUGCAUAUCUCUGGUUCUAUGUCCCUGUCUACCGAUCCCUAUUCCGAAGAUGGGGGGGUGACGUCCUACGAGCUUGAGCACGAGUACCUGGAGAUGAUGCAAGAGGAACAGACCGCGCGCGUGGACGACGACGAUGCGGACGCCGACGAUGAUGACGAUGACGAGCUCACCCAGUUAGAGCAGUUAGAGCAGCUGGAGCAAGAAGGACCGAGCGCGGCCUGGUCCCGCUUCACACUUGUUCUCCUCGCUUUGGCAGUCUUCAUUCUCCUCGGGGCUGUCCUCCUCCCCCGGGAGAGGUUUUAGCGCAAAGCGAAGCGGGAAGCGUAAAUGGCAAAGCGGGAAGCGGAGAUCUUUUUCUGGGUCUUAGGAAGCGUUUGACGUGAUUGUGUCAAGUGAUGGUGAGCAAGUUAGUGAUAGUGAUGUUGUAUUUUACUCUUUUUUCUCUUUCCUGAGAUGAUUUGACGAUUGCGUACCUCCAUUAGAUUAGAGAUUAGC